UAAUUUUUUACAAUAUUAUUUUGUAUUUUAUAUUUCUGUGAUUUACUAUAAUAUAAUAAUUCAUAAUUAAUUUUGUAAAUUUACACACUUAUUUGUGGUAGGUGUUUAACAUCUUGCCUAGUCUAUCGAUUUUUGACACGGGAUGCCAAUAAAAUUUAAUACUAAUAAACUUACAAUAUUAUUAAUUGAUAGUGUAGAUUUUUUACCUUAUGACGCCUAUAAAACAUAUUUAGUAUACCAUUUUUAGUCGCCGACACGAAUAAUAAUUGUUAUUGCACUUGAAAAUUAUUUAGGAUUUCAUCGAUGUUAUUCAACUGGACCUUUUGACACAUACAAGUUCCAGAAUUAAUUGAAAUUGGACUCAAAAAGAUCAUUGAAAAGUUUCCGUUGGUAAAUUCAAAUAUAUUGUUAAUUUGUUUUUACGAUGUCUUAUGCAAAUGCUCUAUCAAAAACUUUGACAAAAACACCCAUAGAGUUUAAAAAUUUACCAGAUGAGAAAAUAUUGUUUGUUAUGGAUUCGUAUGCAUUGUCUAAAACUGACAUUGAUUUCAGUCCUACCAAUAUAGAUCCAAUGUCUAGUGUGGCAAUAAUUCGAAGGGCAUACAGAUUUUUUGCAUUACAAAAGAAUCGGUUCCAAAAUAACUCGUUUGGUAUUUGUUUAUUAACUCCACACUCAUUUAAUCUAGUUAUGGAUUUUACAACAAAUAUUAAUGUUGUAAUCGAAAAAUUAUCAUCUAUAUUGGCUCAAAAUGAUAAACCUGAAGAAGUUGCUGCAUAUGAUUUCGGCCCUUUGUUAAAAUAUAUUGGUAAACUAAGGAAUCUUCACAAGGAUUGUAUAUUUAGAGUUAUCAUGACUUAUAACAGAGAUGACUGUUUACCGAUUAUUGAACCACUAGACAAAAAGACAUUUAAUAUUUUCUGUUCACCAACAUUUUAUUUUGAUACUGUUUAUGUAUGUGAAAAUAAUAUUGAAACAGAUGAGAUGGCUCAAAAUAUUUAUGGUAAGCUGGCUCUAUUGUGUAGUACUUGGUCUCAAAAAGUGUGCGUUCAACGUAAGCCAAUGGCAAUUAUAAAUGGAAUUACAUCACUGUUGCCUCAUCCCUAUACAAGAGAGCUUACCACAAAAUGAAAAUUGUUUUAUUAUUAAAAAUAUUUAGUUUAAACUUGUAUAAUAUAAGUAAGUGAACCAAGCCUGAUUAUUGAGUAUAAAAUGUAUUUUUUAAUUCCUUAUAUAUUUUUUUAUCUUUAUGUACUUAUUAUUGUUACCUAAUAAAAUUGUUGUGAAGAUUCCUCAAAUGGAUUUUUAAUACUAAAAUAAAUAAACAAACUUUUUAUGUAAUAAUCAAUUUACAGAUACAUCAUUAUUUAAUGUUAAUAAUUAUUUUAAACAUUUUUAAAAUAAAUAUAUUAAUUUCAAAUUAUUUGUGCUAAACGGAAACAAGCCAUUAAUAAUGUUAUAUUUGAUCGCUAUAAAUGUUCUUUAUACUAGUAAAAUACUAUAAAUCAAAUCAAAAACUUAUUGAAAUAUAAACUUGUAUAUGAAAUUUUGUUUUCAUUUCAUUCCAUUUGUCAUGGUUAUUGAGAAGAGAUAAUUGUAAAAAAAACAAUACAAGGUCAAUAAAUUGUUAGUUAUAACUUUUUAUUGUUAGUAAUAAUUGUAAUUUAUUUAUUUUUGAAACCAUUAAAGGUUAGUAUCAAAAAUAGUGAUAGCUACUGCUUCAAUCUAUAGUAACCUGUUGAAAAUGUUACAAGGGCCCAUCGCCCAUUUACGAUGAUUUGUGAAAUAAACUUAUGAUAACAUUCAUUGUUGCAUGAUUAUCAUUCAACAUCUUUCAUAGUCAAUGAAUAUUAAACUCGUUUUAUUUUUUUGUUAGUUGCAAAAAUUUUGCAGUCUUGUCAUCUUGAAUUUAUAAAUGAUCUGUAUAGUGUAUGAGCUUUUAUGAACUAAUCUGUUGCAAUUUUAUAAUAUAUUAAAUAAAUUGUAAUAGAUUUUUAUUUGUUUAUUUGGCAUUGCAUUUUAAAUCUGUUAAUUAAGGACCGGGUACUAGAAAAAUACUGAUUCAUGAUCAUUAUUGUAGUGUACGAUAAGUAUUUUAAACUAAACUAGUGUAUGGAUAAUUCUUAAUACCGACCUAUGACUAUAUUAUGGAGUAUUUUUUAAUUUGUAUUGAAUCAAUAAAACAUUUUAACAUUUUGUACAAUGAAAUUAAUAGGUAAGUAAGAUAAUAGUUAUGGUUAGUUGUUAACAUAUUUACUAGUAGCAAAACACUGUAAAAAUAUGGCAUCAGUCAACUGUGUUUAGAAUGGUAAGCUACACGUUUUAAAUUGUUAUUUGGUUGAUAGACAUUAUACAGAGUGUAUCUUAUGUCAUUGUACGCAAGGUUUUUUAACGAUUAUAGAUUAUAUGGAAUUUCAAAAAAACAUGCAAUUUUUUUAUAACAAUUUCAAUUUUUGUACCAAAAGCAAAACCAACUUUAUUUUUUCAAAUGGUAAUCACUAUAUUUUUUAAUGGAUUCUGGUAAAGAUUUUUUUUUUCUGAAAAUGUUGAUACUCAAAUCAUUAAUUUUGGUUAGCUAGUUUCUUAACUAUGGUCCUCUAAACUUGAGUAAUACUUUUAAUUGAAAUAAUUGGUAUAGGUUUAAUUUACAAAAACUAAAUAUUUUUUUCUUAUAACUAUCUUUUAUACACUUAAUUUAAUUUAAUUGGUAAUCUAAUAACAUGCUCAUAAAAAAAAAAACUUGUUGUCAAACAUAGUUCAUUAUAAUCAUCAAAAUCGGCAAAAUCAGUAUUAUUAUUGUAAUUAUUUAUUAUUAUAAUCGUAAUUAAUUAAUUACUUUACAUUUUUUUCUUCACAGCUACUUUUAUACUAAAGUAUAAAUUUGUAUUCUUUAUUAGGUGGCUAAGGUAAUGGUAGUUGACAUUAAUACGUCUCAUGUAUGGGGGUUAAAAAAAAUGUGUAAUGAAAAAAAUGCAAUGCUUCGUAGUGGUAUAAACUUGAAAUUUGAACAAAUUUAAUUGUGUAGAACUAAAAUAUUGGCUUACAUCAAUAUUUCUGUGCUCGUGUUAUAACAACUCGUACGUGAAAUGUCUUUUUACAAUUAACAAUAUUAUAUUAAGUUACGACAGCCGGACAGCUACAUCAUGAACGCAUUUUUCAUGGUGACACAGC
Molecule: messenger RNA, 3169 nt
Organism: Metopolophium dirhodum (rose-grain aphid)
Lineage: Eukaryota; Metazoa; Arthropoda; Insecta; Hemiptera; Aphididae
Exons: 2
Coding region: 425-1129 (234 amino acids)
Biological process (GO): mitotic G2 DNA damage checkpoint signaling; double-strand break repair; positive regulation of DNA repair
Cellular component (GO): BRCA1-A complex; nuclear body; BRISC complex
Source: RefSeq, a predicted model, not a curated record